Messenger RNA from Amphibalanus amphitrite, 5924 nucleotides. RefSeq lists its product as uncharacterized. Bases 839 to 4477 code for a protein of 1212 amino acids. The record is from RefSeq and is a predicted model, not a curated record. The transcript has 12 exons. Lineage: Eukaryota; Metazoa; Arthropoda; Thecostraca; Balanomorpha; Balanidae. Gene Ontology annotation, molecular function: protein binding. Gene Ontology annotation, cellular component: plasma membrane; cytoplasm.
AGCUGAUAAUAGACUGGUCGGCCGUGUAUGUACUCGUAUAGUGUUUGAAGCUCGCGGUUGUCGCUAGUGAGUUUUGAGACGGUGUGGUAUUGGCAGCCGUCGCGCUAAGUGCUGCUUUGUGUCACAGGACUAGAGCCGUGUCAAUACCACGAAGUACUGAGUGGCCGGCGUGCACGUAUCCUGGCUAUCAAAAGCUGCAUCUAUUAGCCCGUCUUAUCCUCGGUGAAGACAGCUACUUCCGUGUGAGACACACCGUGGACAGUGCGUCCGCCGUUCGUCGCUCGCUCGGACCGGCACCGUCCAUCUGCGCAACACUUUCCCCGGCUGGUGAGUCGCGGUGGGAGGCAGCGGCGCGGAACUACCACACCGGAGGACUGGGACCCCACGCGGAGACACUCUGUUCUUAGCCGGGAGAGAGGUGCCACCCCCCGGCCGCUGGCAGCCGCCCGCCGCCGCCGCUCGCGGGUGACGACUGUAUUUCGGUGGCGGCGUGUGGGGCGGUAGCGGCGGAUUCGGACCGGCCGCUCAGUGUGGGACGGACGGUGAACGGAUGGGGACCGCGGUCGGACGGUGACGGUGGAAUGUGGAUAGUGUGGACAAACAGUGUGGACAGAGGACAGAGAGGUCAGUGGUGAGGACUGAGGAGAGAUUCAGUCAGGAGUGUGAGGGACUCGGUCUGAGCGAGUGUGUGAUGAGCCGAAUCGGUAACUUUUAUCAGUAACUGACUUUAGCUAUGGGGGCGGUGAUUAAUUUAUUCAGACGUAAUUCGACCCCGCUUCAUAACCGUGGCUAUAUGUGAGCUCUGUAGAGACGUGUUAAAAACGGAGCGAUCCGCACCAUGGGCUCUCUGAGAAAGAUGUUCAAGACCCGUCUGCCGGCCCUAGCGACUCUGUGGUCGGCUAGCGGUGGGCCUGGCGGUGCUGAAGAGGACGACGACCCUGGUGAUGCUGCCGAGCUGCAUUCUGUGACAACACACUCUCCAACCACUGAAGGAAUCGAGCCGACCUACGGCAGGGCCGGCAAGCAGCCGGACAUGACGUACGAGCUGAUGCGGGAGUGCCCAGAGAUCAUUGAGGAGGUUGUGGAGAGGCGCUACAACACGGGCACCAUAGUCCGGCCGCAUCUCCGGCACGGUCUUCGGCGUCUCUCUGUGCAGGAUGUGUUUGAAGAAGGCAGCCUAGACGCAAGACACGCUGACGCUGAGUCUAUAGAACUCGGUGGAGGAGCAGACACAGCAGGAGUGGGCGGUGAUGAGGGCCGCGAUCACACCGGAGAGUCGACCAGCGACAGCGGCCUGUCCUCCGGAAAGGGCAGUGACGCUGGCGACACGUACGCCGUCCCCAAGAGUGAGACGUACGAGGUUCCGCGUGCCGCCGUGACCCAGGAGGCUGGAGCCGAGGACCCUGGUAGUGGCUCCGAGGACCGACCGAACGGAGCAGAGACCGAAAACUGGUCCUGCGACAGUGUCGGUGAGCCUUCCUCAGACAGUGACGGCGCGAACGGUGGAGCGGAGCUGGACGGGUGUUAUGUGGAGUGUCUCCGGGACCCGCCCGAUGAAAACGUCUACCUGGAGCCCAAGACAGUGGAGGAGAUUGAGCGGGACAGGCAAAAUCUGCUGAAUGGAGGGACAUCACAGGUGGCUGAGGGCAGCCCAGCCUAUCCAGGGGGUGUAGGACAGCCAUUCUUUCUGCAUCAGCCCGAGACGUCUGGAGGGGAGACCUAUUCUGGUAGACUCAGCGCAUUGCCGCACAAGGCACGCAGUCUUCAAAACCUCCAACAAUGCUUCAUCCAGGUCCAUAACACCGAAGCAUUAGCAGUCCCCAGCACAGACCGCAAAACGCACACAAGAUCGAAACCGAAUAAGAAACUAGACCGCUCUUCGAAGAGCCCUGUCGCAGCAAUAAACCAAUCAAUCAACGACAAUUUCGUACUAAGGCCGUCGAAGCAGUUCGAGACAUAUGGCCAUGGCAUGCGCUCUUCACUGUCGUUCCGUUCGUCGUUAUAUAGCACUGCGGCUGCGUGGGACGCCGACAGACAGCCCUGGGACGGCUAUAGCGAGCUGACGUGCCCGCCGCCGGCGCUGGAGGACCGUACUGAGGACGAGCCCCUGCCCAGCUCACGCGGCAGUACCCUGGAGCGGGGGUACGAGCGGCUGCCGCUGCGCCGGCACAGCGCCGAGCUGCAGCCGUCAGAGCCGCUGUACGCCAACAGCGGAGAGCUGCAGAAGCUGCUGGUCCAGCAGCUGCGUGAGCAGCAGCUCCGUGAGCAGACGAACCCCUCCGAGCCGCCCGACCAGCCGGACGGGCCCGCCCCGGGGAUGGCGCACAUAGCGCCGCGGGGAAAGAGACGGCGACGGGGGCGGAUCACAGCGCCUGUGGAUGCCGGUCAGGCUCUGGAAACGCACCCCGAGCACACCGAGACGCCGUCGUCACCUGCCGAGGCUCUGCUGGCGCUCAGAACCAAGGACUCCAAGUUCGCGUGUGUUCGCAUCAAGCCGGCCACCAGAGGUCGGGGCACGAUGCGUAAGUCGAGUUCCAUGAACGACAUCGGCCCGGUGCUGUUUACUCCGCCACCAUCGGCACCGGUUCUCCCUUCAGUCCACACCCGUCUGCCGUCAGCAGCUGAGAGCAGCGACCAGCAGCCGCCGGAGGAGACGCCCGCUGCUCCGGCCUCCCCUGUGUCAGCGGCGCCCCUGUGGCUGACCCUGGGCGCCCUCUGGGUGACCGUCUGCGGCUGGGCGGGCGCCGCCGGACGGGCGCUGGGCAGGGCGGCGGCGCCCCUCUCCGGCUGGUUGGGCGUCAAGUACAUGAGCCUGCACCGGAACCAUCCGUGGCUGCCAGACCUGGUGGACCAGCCGGACCUGGACUAUUGGAUACAGCGCACCAAACAGGGCAGUAACGGUUUCGAAGAGCUCCGGAAAUACAUCAAACAUGGUGGCGACUUUUGCAAGGAGCUUGCAUCUAUCUUGCAAGAAAGGUCCGACCUGGAGGUCGCCUACGCUCGCGGCCUGCAGAAGCUGGCUGCUAAGCUGCUCAAGGCCUCCAGAGACGGUUUGGGCAGCGUGAACCAGGCCUGGCAGCGAGUCGGAACGGAGAUGGAACACCAGGCAGACAUCCACAAAACGCUGGCGGUCACCUACACCGAGGAGCUGGUAAAGCCUCUGCGCGGGCUGCUGGAAUCCCAGCACAAGGCGCGCAGGACCGUGGAGACGAAUGUCGACAAGACGGCAAAAAACCUGGCUGAGUGGCGCUCGGCGGAGGCCAAGGCCAAGAAGCUCUCCUACCAAUGUGCGCGGGAGAACGAGCGAGCCGAGGAGCAGGCGCUGGAGGCGAGACUGGCGCACGACAGCGCCAGAAAGGACGCCGGAAAGGUCGAGAGUCGGAGGCAGAAAACCGAGAACGCCCUGGCCAAGGCGGACACCGAGUACUACAACUUCUGCUUACGAAGUGAACGAGCGCGGCUGGAGUGGGAGACAGCCCUGAACAAGGGCAGUCAGUGUUUCCAGCGUCUGGAAGAGGAGCGACUAACCAGACUCCGGGCGGCGCUACAGGCUUACCACCAGAGCCUGGCGGAGCUGGCACCGAAAAUAGCGCAGAGCGCCAGCCGUCUCUCGGAGCCCGUGUCGGGGGCGGACGUCUCCCAGGACGUGCAGACGGUGCUCCAGGUGAAGCGGCCCGACCAGCCGGCCGAGCAGCUGCUGCCCGACUUCUACGCCGAGGAUAUGACCAACGCCAUGAAUAGAGAUAGGAGGAAAAAGGCUCUGGAGCAGUUUGCGCGCCUUCUGGAGCAGGAUGUCGGCCGGGAACGGAGGGGGAAGAGUGGUGUGGAGAACCUGGCCAAGGCCAUGAAGGAGUCGCCCCAGUUCAGCACCGAGAGCUCCCAGAAGGACGUCAAGGAGAAGCUGCAGCACUUGCGCUCCACGCUGGCGUACCUGGAGGCCAGUCGGUUCAAAGUGCAGGCGGCGCUGGCAGAGACGGAGGGACAGCCCCGACCUCAGCAUCCGCUCAGCCGGCACAUUCAGCAGCUCAAGGACCGGCAGGGCAUGGUCCAGAGCGUCCUACGGGUGCCGAACUGGGUGAGCCUGGAGCCUUCCAACACCUCUCCGGACCAGUCUCCCGCGUGGAGCGCUGACCGUGACCGGGGCACGGCCGACGGGACCUCCCAGAGGCCGCCAUCAGACUCGGAUGAGCUGAGCACAGAAGACAGUCCGCCUGAAUCCACACCUGUAUCGGCUGUGACGUCACCGCCAACAGCUGAGCCGACCUGUGACCCGGUCAAAGACCCGCCCGAGGGGGCGCCAUGCCGAGACCGGUACCAGGCCAUUUACGACUACAAGGCUAACAUGAAUGACGAACUCACUAUCCGAGCAGGUGACGUCAUCGAGGUCCAUGACCGCCAGCCGGACGGCUGGUGGCUUGGGGAACUGCGAGGCACCAUCGGCAUCUUCCCGGCCACCUACGUCCGGCAACUCAUCUGAACUACCGGCAACUCGGCUGAACGACCGGCAACUCGGCUGAACGACCGGCAAUUCGUCUGACCGACUGACAGCUCAUCUGGACGACCGGCAACUCAGCUGACUGAACGACAGCUCAUCUUAUCGACCGAUAGCUCGUAUGACUGACUGACAACUGACAGGUCGGUUACGCAGAUGAUCAUAUAGGUGACCAGAUCGACAGUUUUCUGAUAGGAUCGACCGUUGAUCUGUUGGGAACGACGGUUUAGCUUACCGCUCCAACCAGUUCUGUAGAUUGAACUUGCAGUUCAGCCGAUCGAGUUUAGCUAGUUGGACAUCAUCUGACCGAACUGGUAACUCAUCUGACUGAGCUACAACUCAGCUGACUCGACCUCAACUCAUCUGACCGAGCCGACAACUCAUCUGACCGACCCGACAGCUCAUUUGACCGAACAACUAGCUCAGAGAGGUUACGAGCCAAAUGUUUGAUUUAAUCGUACGAGCAGUGCCGUUUCUCGUUGUGACUGAGCACAUCAGUGCGCCAACUGACUUAAAAGAGAAAUGGUUUCUGUUGUUUGUUUGGAAAUGUGAUCUGCUUUAUUCUACCACUUUAGAAUAUAGGUUGAUCAGACAAAAAUGGUGCAGGCUUUAUUGAGACUUGUUUACACGAGCAGAUCAAAGACCUGAAAAAGUAAGUGAACAAAAUGUUGUGAUGGCUGAAUCUUUUGUAAAUUAUAUUUUUCGUGAGCCCUCGUGUCUUGCUGUUUACGUGCCACUUUGUUGUAUAGGUUGAUCAGACAAAAAUGGUGCAGGCUUUAUUGAGACUUGUUUACACGAGCAGAUCAAAGACCUGAAAAAGUAAGUGAACAAAAUGUUGAGAUGGCUGAAUCUUUUGUAAAUUAUAUUUUUCGUGAGCCCUCGUGUCUUGCUGUUUACGUGCCACUUUGUUGUGCUUUAGUAGCUUUUCUGCAUGCAUAGUAGAUCAAAGUAAAAUGCAUCGUUCAUGUGCUCUCUUGUAAUGUUGUACAGCAUUGCAGUGAUAAGACAGGGACCAAGUGGAAUUGAUUGGUGAAGCGCUUCGCCAUGCAAUAAGUCGACAGUGCCGAGCCUCGAUGAGUGACAUACGAGGUUGUGUAUAAAUAAUGUCAGACUACAUACAUGCUGACAAGUCUGAAUAAAUGGUUCAAUCUAUGACAUGCAUAAUUAUAUGGUGAAAUGAGGUAAGCUCAUCAAACUGCGAUUGAAAGAUUAGAAAUGCGUAGCGCUUAUAGGGAAUGUCGUUUGAUCUAAUUCAUCAUUAAUUUCGACGUUUGAUCCGCUCAAUGAGAGCGAAUUGUUUAUUUUCCCUAAAUAUUUGUUUUUUGCUGGUGUGAUGGAUAUUAACAUCGAAUGACGUCCUAUGAAUGCGGUGUCCUGAUAUCAGGUUUUGUAAAUAGCAAAAUAUAGCUACAAAUACAAAGAUGUGUUGCGA